UUGAGUCGUGAUAAAUUAUGUGGUGGGUGGACAAAUCUGCCCCCUCAAGAACACUGUAGAAACAUGACCAUAGUAGAUGUUCUUGUGUUAUUUCAAAUGAAAAACAUUUAACGUUCGGGCAAGAUUUAAGACUCUACCAUCUGGUCAACAUCGAAGAAAAAGAAAACGCAUUUCAACCGACUUCGGCUGCUGAACAACGUUGACUACCGGUAGCUUAGCUUCACAUACAGGAAAUAAGUGGGGGUGGAUGUUGUCGUUCUCUGGGCCUCGCCGUAGUUAUUUGUAUUUUAACUGGAUAGCUACAACCUCUACCUAUGUCUACUUACACAUGGUUCUGUCUGAAAAUGACAUACAUAAUUAAGUCUAUUCAUAAAAAACCGCUUGAUGGAAUAGAAAAGGACGUCGGACGGCGUAACGUUGGACACUCGGAAGAGUAACUAGCUAGAUUGCAGCUGGUAUCAAUAUUGUUGUUGGUGAGCAGUACAAUACAAUAGUUAGCCAGCCAAUUGAGGAAGUGAUAUGUCCGUCGCUAACAAGCCCGUGUUAACUUUCAAUUGAAGAGGGGAAAACCGAACGAGCCAAUGUUAACAAAUACGUUUAUCAACUAGCUGCCUGAUUUCUACCCAUUUCGCUCAUUUAGCUAGCUAACUCAACAUAUUACAACAUAUUCAAAACUAGCUAGCACCACAAACAAAGGCUUCUGCUCAACACCUGCCACGGACUUUUAUCUCGUCGACGCUCCUGUCUUUUUAAUCAACUGUGUAUCCGGUGAAGGAAGCUGAACCAAUGGAUUUACAAACGGCUGUUUUCAACGCAGCCAGAGAUGGCAAGCUACGGUUGCUUCAGAAACUUUUGGAGAACAAAAUUGGCCACGAGGUUACCAAAUUAAUGGCAGAGAAAACAAACGGGGCGACCCCUUUGCUUAUGGCUGCCAGAUACGGACACCUGGAUUUAGUGGAGUAUCUAAUGGAGUGUUGCUCCGCACCCGUUGAGAUUGGGGGGUCAGUGAAUUUUGAUGGUGAGACUAUUGAGGGUGCCCCCCCUUUAUGGGCUGCCUCAGCAGCAGGACACCUGAAAGUCGUGCAGUCUUUACUUGGCCACGGUGCUUCUGUGAACAAUACAACACUCACCAAUUCCACCCCCCUGAGAGCAGCCUGCUUCGAUGGACAUCUGGACAUUGUGAAAUACCUGGUGGAGCACAAGGCAGACCUGGAGGUGGCAAACAGACACGGUCACACAUGCCUCAUGAUUUCGUGUUACAAAGGACACAAGGAAAUUGCCCAGUACCUCUUGGAGAAAGGUGCUGACGUUAACAGGAAAAGUGUUAAAGGUAACACGGCAUUACAUGACUGUGCUGAAUCCGGCAGCUUGGAGAUAAUGAAGAUGCUGCUAAAAUAUGGUGCCACCAUGGAGAGGGAUGGUUAUGGAAUGACCCCACUACUGUCCGCUAGUGUGACGGGCCACACUAACAUUGUUGACUAUUUGACUCAACACCAGCAAACACGCCAAUUGGAGAGAAUAAACGCCUUGGAACUGCUUGGUGCCACUUUUGUGGAUAAAAAGCGUGAUCUUCUUGGGGCAUUAAAGUACUGGAAGAGGGCCAUGGACCUGAGAUACAGGGACGGCAACAAUGUUCUCCACAAAGCAGACCCAAAGCAGUUGAUCAUGGCCUAUGACCAUGCCAGGGAGGUAAGUAAUGAGGAGGAGCUAGACAGCUUGAUCUCUGAACCAGAUGAGAUGAGGAUGCAGGCCUUGCUCAUUAGAGAGCGCAUCCUAGGCCCCUCCCACCCCGACACCUCUUACUACAUCCGCUACCGGGGUGCUGUAUAUGCCGACUCUGGGAACUUUGAGCGCUGUAUCAAUCUGUGGAAGUACGCCCUGGAUAUGCAACAGAGCAACCUGGACCCCCUCAGCCCCAUGACAGCCAGCAGCCUGCUGUCCUUCGCUGAGCUCUUCUCCUUCAUGCUCCAGGACCGUGCCAAAGGCCUGCUGGGCACCUCAGUCUCCUUCGAUGACCUCAUGGGCAUCCUCAGUAAGAGCGUGCUGGAGAUUGAGCGGGCGGUGAAACAGAACCUGCCUGACCCGGCUCAGCUCAGCAAGGCCCUUUCCAUCAUCCUGCAUCUCAUCUGCCUGCUGGAGAAGGUCCCCUGCACCGUGGAGCAGGACCACUUGAAGAAGGAGACCAUCUACAGGUUCCUCAAGCUGCAGCCCUGUGGGAAGAAUGGCUACAGCCCACUCCACCUGGCCGUGGACAGGAACACCACCUGCGUGGGGCGCUACCCUGUCUGUAAGUUCCCCUCUUUCUACGUCACCUCUAUCCUACUGGAGUGUGGGGCGGACGUUAACUUCCGCGACGAGGACAACAACAGCCCCUUGCAUGUGGCCGCCUCCAACAACCACCCGGACAUCAUGAACCUGCUGAUCGCCUGCGGAACUCACUUUGACAGCACCAACUCCCUGAAGCAGAUGGCCUGCGACCUGCUGGAUGAGAAGGAGAUGGCCAAGAACCUGAUCCAACCCAUCAACCACACCACCCUGCAGUGUCUGUCUGCGCGGGCCAUUAUCAAACACAGCCUUUCCUACAGAGGCAACAUCCCAGAGAAGCUGGAGGCCUUUGUGCUUCUCCACAGAUAAUGACUAUUAAAGACGUGUGAGUGGAGCGCGAUCCUGCUCUUUUGAUUGUAUUGAAGUCGAGGAUGAACAUCGCGUGAACAACUUCACUUUCCCCCCCUACAAAGCCAGAGUUAAAGCUCUGUGGAAAAUCAAUGGGGAUUUUUGUAAUAUGGGCAUGCACAAUAUUUUGAACCGAGCUAGAGUUUUGCUUUCUAAUAUCUACAUAUUCCAUGCUAUUUAUUAAGAUAUCAUUGAGAGAUUUCUCUGUGACCCCUCCACUUUGUGUUUCUCUAUUUGCAAAGAUGCAGGAAUAUGUUGAGUCAUUUUUACAUCACCAUGGUUCCAAUUCUGACCUUUUCUUUAACUAAUUGGUCUUUUGAUCAAUCAGAUCAGCUCUGAAAAAGAUCUGAUGCGAUUGAUCAAAAGACCAAUUAGUGGACAAAAAUGUCAGAAUUGGGUUGCCUGUGUAAAUGCAGCCAAUGUUGCCAAUAUAUGGACCCUCUACAUUUCAUUGUACGUUCUUUAUGCUCUCAUUCAAUGGUAAUGUUUUCAGGGUUUUGGGUCUGGAGUUGAGUAAUGGACUAAUUUCUCGAUCAAAACCAUAAAGAUGCUUCAUGAAGUGGUCAUGUUUGCAAAUACCAUAAGUGCUUUAUUCCUCCUAUGCACAGGCUAUGAUAUGCGACUGUUCUGUGCGGUGUCUUGCAUUUUUUUGUGGUAACUCCCCUGUUCAUCUUUCCCUAAUUUGUUACACUAAGCAGAGGGAUGUGAUGUGACAAUUGCUGAAUGCUGUUAGUGGUGGGGGUUGGGUGAUUUCAUGUGCUAACUGUUAAAGGUUAUUAAGUGCUGAAGUUGAGUAGGAAUGUAUGCAACCCUCAUGCUUCAUAUCAUUGACCUUUGAACCUGAUUCUUCUAUGGUGAUCUGAGCACUAAAGCAACAUGGUUAGUUGGAAACUAAUAUGACUGUGCAUGUAGUUAGAAUUCACAGGAAACCCCUCGACAUCUGAGUUUUGAAUGGCAUAUCAUUCAAUUAUUGCAUAAACGCUUUAGAGCUCUGACGAACCCAAACGUAUAACCUUUAUAUUCAUCCAAUUGCAUUAUAAUUGGAAAGAGGGAAGGCCUUGUACAGUGUCUGAGCUUUGUGAAGUAACCUUGCACAUUAGCUUUAUUCAUGUGGUUUAAAAAAGGGCUGAACUUAAUAUUUUUAGGAAUAGAUUUCGCUAAGUACAGAACCAUACAAAGGAACCAUACCAGGGAACUUGCUUUAAUUCUGCACUUUAUUACAGACUGUAAGAUUCCAAUGACAAAAUUCCAAUGAUCAAUUUCAUGUCUUAAGAACUAAUUUGACAAUAAACCCAUGUUGAACUUGU
This is a messenger RNA of Salvelinus namaycush (lake trout), 3980 nucleotides long. Its product is annotated as protein fem-1 homolog C-like. The record is from RefSeq and is a predicted model, not a curated record. Bases 787 to 2634 code for a protein of 615 amino acids. The transcript has 2 exons. Gene Ontology annotation, molecular function: protein binding. Lineage: Eukaryota; Metazoa; Chordata; Actinopteri; Salmoniformes; Salmonidae.